AGCCUUAUCCAAUCAGAUUUGACAGAGCUCUAUUUGAAAGCUGACCCUCGCAGCUGUUUUGCUGGUUCCUGGUGUUUUAGCUGUUAUUUGUUGGAGCUUAAUUAAAGUGCUGUUUUAUCAUCGCCUCAGUGGAAACAUGUCUGUGGACGCUCGGCUGCUGCCUCUCCCACCUGCUGAUAAACCAGUAAAGAUGCCUAAACUCACAGCAGCCUCGAGGAGAGCUGCUCUAGGAGAGAUCACCAACAAGAGGGCCGGACCAGCCGGCACCACAGCCAGAGCGUGUGAGACGGCGUCAGUGAAGGCACCUGUGGUUCAAGUCGCUGCAGAACUUCCUUCGCUUUCAGAAGCUCCGGCCGACGUGUCCAUGGAGGAGGAGCAGGAGCUGUGCCAGGCGUUCUCCGAGACUCUGCUAGAUGUUCCAGAUGUCGACGCGCAAGACGCCGACGAGCCCCAGCUCUGCUCUGAAUAUGUCAAAGACAUUUAUAGCUACCUGCACACCCUGGAGGUGCAGCAGGCCGUGCGCGCGAACUACAUGCGCGGCUACGAAAUCACCGAACGCAUGCGCGCCCUUCUGGUCGACUGGCUGGUCCAGGUUCACGCCAUGUUCCGUCUGCUGCAGGAGACGCUGUACCUCAGCGUUGCCGUCCUGGACCGGUUCCUGCAGGUCCAGCCGGUGCCUCGCAGGAAGCUGCAGCUCGUGGGCGUGACCGCCAUGCUGGUGGCCUGCAAGUACGAGGAGAUGUACGCGCCCGAGGUGGGAGACUUCGCACACGUCACGGACAACGCGUUUUCCACGGCUCAGAUACUGGAGAUGGAGCGAGUGCUGUUGAAGAGGCUUAAUUUCCAACUGGGGCGUCCGCUCCCACUACACUUCCUCAGACGGGCUUCAAAGGUGGCAAACUGUGACGUAGGGAUCCACACCCUGGCAAAGUACUUGAUGGAGCUCACGCUCCUUGACUACGACAUGGUCCACUAUCGGCCCUCUGAAAUCGCUGCUGCGUCCCUGUGUCUUUCCCAGUUGCUGCUUGAAGAGCGGCCAUGGUCAUUCGACCGUCUCUCCUGUGGCCUCAGUCGCCAACGCAGCAGCACUACUCGACGUACAAUGACGCCCACUUGGAGCCGAUCAUGCAGCACAUUGCCAAAAACAUUAAUGCUGUGAAUGAGGGCAAAACAAAGUUCCUGGCUGUGAAGAGCAAAUACUCCAGCAGCAAGUUGAUGAAGAUCAGCCUCAUUCCUCAGCUGAAGUCCUCGAUCGUCAAGAACAUGGCAGCUUCUCUGCUCAUCAGUCACUGAGUGGAAGCUCCUCUACAGCACCCUGUUACUUGCACUUUAGUCCCAGAAUUUCAUGUGGAUAAGGUUCCAAUUUUUUUUAAUAAAUGAUUUUGGCUUUUAAA
Messenger RNA from Betta splendens (Siamese fighting fish), 1394 nucleotides. Its product is annotated as G2/mitotic-specific cyclin-B2-like. The record is from RefSeq and is a predicted model, not a curated record. NCBI's taxonomy places the organism in Eukaryota, Metazoa, Chordata, Actinopteri, Anabantiformes, Osphronemidae. Gene Ontology annotation, cellular component: cyclin-dependent protein kinase holoenzyme complex; cytoplasm; nucleus. The transcript is spliced from 8 exons. Gene Ontology annotation, biological process: mitotic cell cycle phase transition; regulation of cyclin-dependent protein serine/threonine kinase activity. The coding region runs from base 137 to 1159 and encodes 340 amino acids. Gene Ontology annotation, molecular function: cyclin-dependent protein serine/threonine kinase regulator activity.